UACUUCUACAAGAUCCCCAACAUUUAGCUGCAAACACUGAAGGACUUAAGCUUCUUUAGGACUAUAGUCUGCCCUGUCCUUUCUUUUAGAUGGCCGAACAGUUGUCUCCCUUAUCUAGUCUGUUGUCCUUGUGAACACUGAGGGUUUUAUGUGCCUCUACCACCUCCAUUUCUUCCCCCAUGGCCGUAGUAAUGUUGGACCUUUUUCUACGUCUCCUAAAAUCUAAAAUAAUCUCCUGUGUUCAAAGUGGGAUGAUUGUUUCGACCCCAUGGUAGCUCCACUUUCUCCCUGUACUCAGCUGCUUGUCCAUCUCUGAUGCCCCCAACAACUGCAUAAUCAUCAAGUAUUUCUGCAGAUGACAGAAGUCCGUCUUGAACGGGAAGUCUAUAUAUAUCAUACUGAUCUCAACUGUUUUAAGUGAUGACUUCUGUGGUUUAGAUGUGUUGAAUUCUUUAUGACCUCCUGGAUGAGACAGAGCAUUCUUUCUCCAUUUGUAAAUAGAGGCAUUCAUUUUGGUAAGCUGGAACCCCAGAGCCUGAGGAAAUUUCUUUGUAACCCUUUCCAGACUGAGAUACCUCAAGAUAUCUUAACAUCUGUUUUCAUAUACAUCUUUAAAGCUUAGGACAGGACAACUUUCUUUUUAAGAUCUUUUACCCUACUUUGUGUUUUUUUUAGAAAGUUAUCAGUCCGGGAGGUGUGUCUUUUGAACUUUAAGUUAGUUUCUCUCAAAAUGUAUUAAAUUAGUAAAUUAAUGAAUAAAUAAGGGGAGGCACUUGGAUUCCCCUUCUCUACAGAUAUUGUCUGUAGAUUUAUUUGAUGAUCUUAAACUUGCGUGUCAAAAAAAGCAAAAGGAAAGAAGGUAGAAGGACUUCUUCCCAGGACUGCACGUGUUAGAUAAUUUUUUCUUUUUAUUAAUAUUAAGCAAGCUCUGAUACUCCGGUCACAGCUAUUCCACCCGCUUCCCUAAAAGUCUUCAAUGAAAGUCUUCCCCUGGCUCCAUUUGUUUUCUGUCUGUAGUCAUUUAUGCAGUUCCCUCUCCUAUGCGUGUGUUGUGUUUCCUCUCACCACAUUCUUACUUAACCGACAAGAAAACGGAAACACAGAAAUAUCCAUAGUGUACACAAGCAAACUAUGAUCUUUCUGCAAAAAUCAGGGGAUUAUCACAGAUGCUAGCAGAGAGAAAUGACACUGUAGGCGGCAACAAGCACUGAGAGCUUGGAGACAGGCAGCAGUUGCUUAGCAAAGGGAGAGAGACUAGAACAUUUAUGAAGCAGGAAAGGGAGGGAACCUUACAGCACUAAAGCAGAGGAAAUGGUGAGCAGGAAAACGGGAGGGAAAAGCGUAAAUGAUGAGCCUAAACCACAGGGUGAAAUCAGCUGCUCCGUGUUUCAAACAGGUUGACGCUUAGUGAAAAGGAGGGAGGAGGAAGAUGUGGGAGGGGUGAGCUGUACCAUCACAGCUGAAUGUAUAAUCAGCAGCUGCUGCCUCUGUCAUGUGAGCGGUAGCAGGGAGGGAAAAAGAGAGAGGGAGAGAGAGAGGGGACAGAGACUGGAGACACCUUGUUCAGUUAGCGUAAUAUUCUGUUUGAAGAUGGAUGGAGCCAUGGAGACCUAACAGCAGAAUGGAAACCAAGCCUCUGUUCCUGUCACCUCAUCCAGGACAGUGUGUCACAGGCAGGCCUAUUCUCAGGAUGCCUACCUGCGUGGCUACACUAGCUACAGAGGAAAUGCUAGUCACAUCCCUAAUCCGCCCCCAGUAUGCUACCCCAGAGUAGACUGUAAGCCCACGGGCAUGGCCCAAGCGACAGACUCGUCGGGCCAGGUCUGCCGGGGCACUGCAUCUCUUGAUUAUGGGUAUCGUAAAGAAAUCACCGUGCCCCCAUCUCCUCCUCGUCAAUCAUAUUCUAAAAGCCAAACAGCUGUGUGCAUGCGCAACGAUAGCGUUAGGACUGUGGUGGUUCCUCCUAACUCUGCACACAUGGGACGCGUGGUUUCGGCUCAUAGGGUUGAUUUCAUGGACCCUGCCUACGUCAGGGGAAGACCUGGGUCGCUGGCUCAGUAUCCUUUCCCUCGAAAGGCUGAUGUCUAUCCCAGUGGUCCAGGAAUGGGUCCCUUUGCAGGUCAAGCACCUAAUUACCCAGGCAACCAUCAGAACAUUGAUUGGCGCACUUACCAGACAUAUAGAGAGUACAUUGACAACAAAGGCAUCCAUUCCCAUGGAAGUAGGACAAUUCAGGAGAGAUUGGACAAUUUGCGAACUGCAGGUCAGGCCUCGUUUUCCGCUGCUCCUCACAUUCCCAGGGGAGACUGGGCUCCUAAAGGGAUACGGCGCAGGAGCACCUCCCACGAACGGUCAUACCACGGACCUCCACCCCACUUCCAGGUUGCCCCUCGUAGUGCUUCACAAGACCGAACAAAAAAUUCGGAGAGAAUGAGUAAUGCAAGGAACUGGCCCCCUCGAAGCGUAUCCCAAGAUGCCCUCAUGUUGAAAGCUCGGGCUCAUUCCAUAGACUAUGUUGAACCUGUAGAGCUGGCUCGACCCACUGAUAGGAGAGCAGGUUAUCCAAGGGCAGACCAAGGUACAAGGCCGAGCAGGCAGCCCAUGCCAAGUAAUGCUAUGCCCUACAGACCAUCAACUGGACACCCAGGUGGCAUAAGAGGACCACCAAACCCUUCUUUAUACUCUAAAGGACCAGAUUCUCUUCAGACUCGCUCCUCACCCAUUCUGUCCGCCACGCUUUAUGGGAAGAGUGCUGAACAUUCAAUUACUGACCAAAAAGUUUCAGUGAAAGGACACUAUACAGGCCAAAUUGUCCAACAAUCUCAGAACAGGAUGCGGUCUGAAACCAUGCCACCCUCUGAGGCAGGCAGGGAUGCAGCAGUAGGAGGAGUCAGGUCUUCACCGUUCUCUGCUAGGAGAGAGAAGCCUCAGAGGCCUGGCAUCCUUAAAACAGCCCAACAAGAAUCCCCAAGUCAGGUCAAUGGUCAAACCCCUACAGAGAGUGGGGUGGUUCUGAGGGAGAAACCUCACGGUGGAAAGAACCCCAGCCCUCUGCGGCACCCCUCCUACAUCUUGGCCGUAAAUGAAGAAGGAGCGGACUCCACACCAGACGUCUCGGUUUGCUGGCUCCCUAAUGAUGCUCGUCGAGAGAUGCACAUGCGCCGCCUUGAGGAACAGCGCCACACCUCUUGCUCAAGCAACUUGGAUGAGUCCCUGGACUCCAUUCCAUUCAUUGAUGAGCCAGUCAGCCCCAGUGUUGACCGAGAGGCUGCUCCCAUUCCCCCCUCUGCUGUGAUAUCUGUUGCACCAUCCAUAGCCACAGCACCCUCCAGUCAAGGCUCACCAUGUCCUACUAUUCGUCGACAAUUGUCACAUGACCAAGAGUCUCUGCGGAGUGCUUUGUUGGACUCGGACACUGCUAGUAAAACAGAGCGGUCCAAGUCUUACGACGAGGGUCUGGAUACUUACCAGGAGGAGAGAAGAGGUUCUUCAAGCAAGCAUAUGUCAAGUUUCAGAGGCCUGAGAAAGACUCUGGAUGGACAUAGACCCGAUUCUGGAUCUCGUAGGGACUCCUCUUUAGAUGUAUUUGCCGAUUCCUCCAAAGAAGGUUUUCUUAACUUCAGGCAACUUGGCACAGAAAAGAACAAGCGAGUCGGUGGGGGAAUGAGAUCCUGGAAACAAAUGUAUGCUGUUUUACAAGGCCAUACCCUGACCCUCUACAAAGACAAGAAGGAAGCUCUUUCUCAGGCUGCAUCGCAGCCUUAUGAGGACCCACUCCGAAUUAGCAUCAAGGCCUGUCUGAUUGACAUCUCCUACAGCGAAACAAGACGCAAGAAUGUGUUCAGGUUAACCACCUCAGACUGCGAGUAUCUGUUCCAGGCAGAGGGGAGGGAGGACAUGCUCGCAUGGAUCCGAUUCAUCCAGGAAAACAGUAACCCGGAUGAGGAGAAUGCCUCUGUCACCAGCCAGGAUUUGAUUAGUAGAAAGAUCAAAGAAUACAACAUGAUGAGCGCUCCCAGCAGCAGAUCAGAACCCUCCCCGAAAUCCUCUCGCCAGUCACUCAGCAUCAAGCAAGCCUUCCUGGGAGGUAAAGCAGAGGGCCGGAGCCACAGCUCCCAUUCGCCCAGAACGGGAGAUGAGCGAAGGGCGCUGAAAGAGGAUUCAAGUCCACCUCGAGACAGGGGAGCUUGGAAAAUCGGCAUAGCUGGGAUUAUGAAAAAACCAUUUGAAAAAAAGCAAGCUGGCAUCACUUUUGGUGUCAGGCUUGAAGAUUGUCCACCUGCUCAAAUUAACAGGUUUGUUCCUCUGCUGGUGGAGGUGUGCUGUAAGGUCGUUGAGGAGCGUGGACUUGAAUACACGGGAAUCUACCGAGUUCCUGGAAACAACGCAGCAAUCUCUAGCAUGCAGGAGGAACUCGACACCAAAGGCAUGGGUGACAUUGACAUCCAGGAAGAUAAAUGGAGGGACCUCAAUGUCAUCAGCAGUCUGUUAAAAUCAUUCUUCCGAAAACUUCCAGAUCCUCUGUUUACAAAUGAAAAAUAUGAUAAAUUUAUUGAAGCCAGCAGGACAGAAGACUCAGUGGAGAGACUAAAGGAGCUCAAGAGGCUGAUCUAUGAAUUACCCACUCAUCACUUUGAAACUCUGAAAUUCCUUUGCGCUCACCUAAAAAGAGUUUCUGACAACUGUGAACAGAACAAGAUGGAGCCUCGCAACUUGGCAAUCGUAUUCGGCCCGACAUUGGUCAAAACGACAGAGGACAACAUGACCAACAUGGUCAAUCACAUGCCCGACCAGUGCAAGAUUGUGGAGAACCUCAUUCUGCAGUUCGACUGGUUCUUUAUGGAAGAUAGCAAUGAGGACCCUGUUACGGCCUCUGAGCAGGAAAACACAGUGCAGUCUCAACCUGUGCCCAAUAUUGGCCACCUGCUCACUAACAUUAGCCGGGUUCCUGCCUCCCCUGGUGAAGUUUCAGACCCGGCAUGUCCUGACUCCAAUAAAUCCAAGGGCUUGUGGAUUUCAGGGAAUCAGUGUAGCAAGGAAAUGCUGCGCUCCUCCAUCUUUGCCAACCGGAAACGCAAGAAAAAUAAAGAAAAACCUCAACUUAGCAGUUCAGAUGAUGACCUGGAUUCUGGUUUUAAUAAAAAGGAGCUUGCAAAGGAGGGGCAGCAGCCUCUGUGGUCCCAGGACAGCCAGACGGAGGACGACGGCCUGACGGAUGAAGCCGGGGAUAAAGACAAGCACAAGAAGAGCUCAGAGGACCUGCUGGACGAACCUGUCGGGAAACAAUCAGAAGCGUCUGCCUCCCUCCAUUCAGAGCACAUUUCUUCCAGCCUUCAGGGGCCGCCGUACGCCUCUCCUUCCAGUUCCCCAAACCUCAACUACCGCAUGCCGAUGACUCAUCAGUCAUCCCUGUCAGACCCGCCUUCCAACUACGAUGACACAGUGUCGGACCUCGGUACGAUGAACAGCACCAGCUCUCAGGCUUCGGUGCCCAGAGUGAGGCGCAACAAAAAUGCACCUGUGGGUGCAGAUGGAUGUCCUGGAGGACUGGGAGCAGAGGUCUGCUCCAUCACCUCAGAUUACUCCACCACCUCCUCCAUGACAUUCCUGACCGGAGCUGAGACCAGUACGCUCAGUCCUGAAGUGCAGUCUGUGUCGGAGAGCAGAGGGGGGGAAGAUGCAGAUGACGAGAGGAGCGAGCUCAUCAGCGAGGGGCGGGCUAUGGAGACGGACAGCGAGAGCGACCUGUCGGUGUUCACCGUUGGGAAAGCUGAACAGAGGGAACCUUUGGAGGCUCCCAGACUGCUCCCAUCGCAGAGGCUCAUUGAAUGCGACACGCUGUCCAGAAAGAAAGCUAGCAAGCAGAAAACUGAAAGUGAGUCCUCAUUGGACGGCGCUCGUGGCGAAAAAGACCCAAACAGAUUAUCCCAGGUGGUGGGUUCAGCUAAAGGUCGCUCCACUGGGAGUCUCAGCUCGUCGUCGAGGAGCGAACUGGAUAAAAUGGAGCCAGCGUGGAAACUGAAGAUCACAGAUCGACUAAAGGUGCGUCUGCGAACAUCUGUAGACGACAUGUUCGGCGUGGGCAGCCAGAGGAGCCGCUCCCCGGAGGGUCGCAGUAAGAAAAAGAACAUCAGACGCAGGCAUACCAUGGGCGGGCAGAGGGACUUUGCCGAGUUGUCUGUUCUGGGGGAUUGGUCACAGCCUGUCGGCGCACGCUCUGAACUGUCAGCCGUAGACCGGCUUAAACCAAAGUGCAGCUCUCAGGACUUUUCCAUCGGCGACUGGAUUGCCCGCGAGCGCCACCGCACCAGCAACCCAGAGGUCAGCCUGGACCUCUCAGAGCAGCUCGGGGCGACAUGCAGCACGAACUCCCAAAACUCCGAGGCCUCGUCAUCCUCCGAAAUGGUGCGUCAUCCUGUCGAGGCGUUAAACGGUGAACUCUCACAGAGUAAAAAUCUGAGCCUGUCAGCCACCGCUCACCCUCAUAAACUCACGAGCUCCCAGGUGGUCCAUUCGCGCUUCUACCAAUACCUGUGACAGGUGUGUGUGUGUGUGGGAUGUAUUUCUGUCUCUAUAUCCUCUGUCAUGUGACCAAUGUCGGCGAAUGAGCAUGUUUACAAACGGUGUCCGGAGUGUGUCUUUUACCUGGUGUGAGUGCGUUAUGAAAACAGAUGAAUCUUUUAUCUACCCCCUGAACAAGGCAUGAAACAAACGUUUAUAACUUUUUUUAAUAAGUCAAAGUAAAGGACCUGUUGCUGAUGAAAUGUUGACCUGGGGAAGCAGGUUUAAGGAAGUUUAAAAGCUCUAAUGUCCAGCUGAGCCUAUAGGGAGGAUCUGACCUAGAAUAAUAGGAGGUACUUGAAUAAAAGUACAGAUUUUAGUAUUGCAGAGGAACUAUUUUUGUGUUGAGAAAGUUACGUUUAAAGUCAGCGAGGCUGUCGGUAACCAAAUGAAGAAUGUACAGACAUGCUUGCUGUAAUACUGACUAAAAGCUUUACAUGCUUGUUUUCAUUCGAAAGUGUACAUAUUCUUAUUUUUCUGUGUACUUGAAGUGUGUUUUUUGGUACAGCCUGUGUGCGACUGACUGCCUACAAGCUCUCUGCUGUUAAUGGGGCCUUUCAGAAGGUAUAAAAGUGACUGGAUUUAUGCAAACAGUUGAUACGGUUUAUCUUCAUCCUGCUGUGUGGUUUAA
Molecule: messenger RNA, 7192 nt
Organism: Cyprinodon variegatus (sheepshead minnow)
Lineage: Eukaryota; Metazoa; Chordata; Actinopteri; Cyprinodontiformes; Cyprinodontidae
Gene: arhgap21b
Product: rho GTPase-activating protein 21-like
Exons: 18
Coding region: 1792-6537 (1581 amino acids)
Biological process (GO): signal transduction
Molecular function (GO): protein binding
Source: RefSeq, a predicted model, not a curated record